AUGUCUCCAAAAUAUCCUGUUCCUCCGGAGUGGACAGAUCAUCCUUUCGAAGACGAAUGGGAUAGUCCUGAUAGCAGAGGUCAUGUUGUCGCACGCGCUUUCGGUCUUGGCCCCGGACGAGCGAUCUUAGAGGAUGAAGAAAGUCUGACUCAAACCAUUGAAUCUGGCGGGAAAUAUUACAUGUGGGAUGAGCUGAAUUCUCAAAUUUACGAGUUUGCCUGCCAGGAUCUGAGGUAG
Penicillium manginii is the source of this 237-nucleotide messenger RNA. RefSeq lists its product as uncharacterized. The transcript has 2 exons. The record is from RefSeq and is a predicted model, not a curated record. Lineage: Eukaryota; Fungi; Ascomycota; Eurotiomycetes; Eurotiales; Aspergillaceae. The coding region runs from base 1 to 237 and encodes 78 amino acids.